Molecule: messenger RNA, 10748 nt
Organism: Zootoca vivipara (common lizard)
Lineage: Eukaryota; Metazoa; Chordata; Lepidosauria; Squamata; Lacertidae
Source: RefSeq, a predicted model, not a curated record
GGCCACUUCAGCAGCACCCACUUUUGAAGGAGCUGGAUGAUGGGCAGCACUUAACACACUGCUCUCAUGAUUCACGCAAACUUUUCAGGUAUGGUUGCCUUCAAUUUCAGGCACUGAGCGAAUCUGCAGGGAGAGAUGGAGACUGUGGGCUGAAUCCAAUCAAGGCAGGGUUCACAUUACCUGCCUUUGAGCAUAGCAAAAAGUUUGUGUGUGUGUGUGUGGGGGGGAACAGUGUUAGAAACUCAGAUAUAUAUAGACUAGAUGCCAAAUGGCUCUUAAAUAAAGGUUGCACUUGCCCAAACUGAAUGUCUAGUUGCCAUUUUUGGGCAAGACAGCUCUAAAGUCUUAUUUUUCAAAUGAUGGACUGGUUGAUUCUCAAACAUCUGGCUAGUUCCGAUUGUGCAGCUAAAAUGUAACUGAUAGAAUUCUACAGGAUGGGGUAUUAGUGUAUGAAAACAUUUCAGAUCCAAGGAUUUCCCGAUGGUGGAGAUGUCAGGUGCCAUUCUGGUGCCCAGGCAUCUUCACUUGGCCACAAGUGGUUGAAAGCCACCUGCAAAAUGUGCCUGGCUGAUUUCAAACACUAUUGGAGGGUUCAUGGCUCCCUCCCCCCCAGCUAUUCACAUCAGCAUGGCUUCAUUAGUGUCAAAUUUGUCUCUGUUUACAUAUACACAGUGGUGGUGUUGAUAGGGCGGGGAUGUGUUCAGCUUCAUUCACACUUACUGGAAGCAGCAGGGGAAGUUGUUUCCUCCCCUGUGGCAUCUUUCCACUUAAUCUAGUAACCUAGGAAUAGAAGGAACCUCAUGAUAGGGACAGGAAGACUUCAGAGACUGGUAUGGAGGGAUGCCACUUCUGUAACUCUUUCCAUGUAAUUCCACCCUUCAUACGUUGAUUCUCCAUUAUGGUACCGAAACAGCAUGAGAAGGAGAAUUCACCACUGUGUCACUCCUGGGAACUGCAGCUUGAUUCACAGAGUGCUUUGGGGUAACUUUAUUGGGACAGGGUAGGCUAUAGAGAUGUAUAAUUAAAGCAUGUACUUGCUGAAGACAGGGGCUCUGCAUCUUACAGAAAAGUGAACUUGAAUCUUCACAUGCAAGUGAAUGGAUGGGAUCGCAAGACAUUUGCGCCUUCUUACAAGAGGGUGAAAGGGAUCGCCAUAAUAUAUGCAAAAAUCUGCAGCUUUCCCUAGUAACUUGCAUCACUCUGGCUGGGUUUCCUGCUUACACAGUGGCUCUCUCAGACCCUGCAUGAGCUGGAAGUGGAACAGUGUGCGCUGAGAGAGACCUAGAGAGACUUUUAGUACCUGAGCCAGUAUCCAGAGCCGAACCUAUCAGGCAAGUAGAUAUAUCUCCUUUUUUAUAUUUUGCCCUUCAAGAUUCCUGCAUGGGGAAUCUGUGCCUGAGAGCUGCCUUUAUAGACCAAAAUCCUGUGCGCUCUUGAGUUUGCUUGGAUGGAACGGCAGAGGUUGGUGCAGGAAAAUCCAGUGCCUUUGGCUGCUGAAGUUAGAUCUAAAUCACUUUGGGAGGGAGGCAGAGCAGAAGAGAAUGUAUUCAAGAUGGAAAAAAAAUUAUUUUCUGCUAUGGAUCUGGGAGUUUUCAUAGUGUUCCCCUGGGCAUAAUCAGACAUGAAAUCAGAAGGUGCUUUUUAUCUGCUCCGGUGGCUGAGAUAGUUAUUUCACAAAUUAACCCUUCUUGGAGGUCGACAGCCCCUUGCCGCUAUGUAGGAGGAGCAUUUGCUCUGAAGAGGUAGAGAGUGAUUAAUGUAUUUUUUUUUAUUAGCAAGGCUCAGCAGGAGGAUCUUUUGAUGUCCAACAUUGAUUGCUUAAUAACAAAUUACUCUCCUUUUCUUGACCUCUGGAGAAGGUUUCACCCUGGGGUGGAUGAAGAUGAUUGUUUUACCACACUUCUUCCAAAAUUGCAGGAUGAUACCCUGACUUGUUUUGCAUGCAUACGGAGAAGGACCCUGAGAGUAUUUCCUAGGGUGUGAUCCUGUAGGUGCAUGACUUCUGGAGCCACAUGGGCAGAAUCUGUUGUGUGUUCCCUUCCUAUUCGUUCAUCACUAUGAGGGAGGAAAUUGACUAAGUGUGGAGCACUCAUACAAUUUGCCCUAUACAGUCAUACCUCGGGUUACGAACUCCGCAAACCCGGAAGUAUUUUCGCUGCGCAUGCGCAAAAUGGCGCUUUGGGUUACGACCAUUUCGGGUUACGAACUACGUCCUGGAACGGAUCGUGUUCGUAACCCGAGGUACCACUGUACUCAUGUUUUGCUUCAUCCUUGCAGGCUCCCCUGCAGCACCGGCUCUCGCAGCAGAAAAGCUGCUCCCAUGCACAGCUCUUUAUUCUGCUUUCCUGACAUUUCCUCACUUGUUAAUUUCUGCGUUUUGUGUGAUCUUUCACACAACAUAAAAAACCACUUCUGGAAUUCCAGUGGAACCUGGCAGAAGUUUAGCAUUGUUUUCCAGGAAAGAUUUGUUUGCAACCCCGUUAACUCAGAAAACCACAGGAGCACCGCGUUGCAGUUUCAUGGGAUGACAUUUUAGGACAGUAUCACAGCAUACAGCUCUUUCCCACUGUUAAAUUUUAGUGCAACGUGGCGCUGUGUCGAUCAGAAAGCCACAACGCAACAGGCACUGCAGUAUAAAAGGAACGUUAGGAAUCUGGACAGAUGUGUUAGCAUUAGAACCACUAAAACUAAUGCAAUAAGCCCCAUGUCCAAAUUCAGCUUGUGAAGACAGUCAGACAAUCAACUUACCAGCAAUUUACGUGAACACCCACUGAGGGAAGGACCAUAGUAUCAGUGCUGCCUGUAAAGGUUCCGAGUUCAAUCCCUGGCACCCCCAGUUGAAAAGGAUCAGGUAGCAAGUGAUGGAAGCAACCCUUGUCCCCAAACCCUAGAGAGCUGUUGCCGGUCAGAGUAGGCAAUAUUGGACUAGAUCAGCCUUCCCUCCAGAUGUUAUGGACCACAAGCACUGUAAGACUCUGCCCAGCACGGCCAAUGUCCAGGGGUGUUGGGAAUUGUAGUCUAAAACACCCGGAGGGCACCAGUUUGGGGUAGGCUGGACUUGAACAAAUAGUGUGUUGUCAAGGUGCUUCCCAGUCAAAAGAAUGCACACAGCAUAGAGUUAACUUUUUAUUGUCAAAGAUAUCACAAUCACUUCUACAACUCUGGAGACACCCACACACCCACACCCACACUCCAAUCUGGAGUCUAGGCAGCUAUUUCCAGAUCAGCGCUCUAUGGAGCAGUUGCAAAGUGCUUUCCCCAAUGGCCUGCACACAUGUAGUCGGAGACUACGCCUUGCAUGGAAACGGCCUCUGCUCUUCCCUCUUCAGGUCUCUCCUGGUUCUGGGAGCCAGUGGUGCAGGAGAGGGUGGGGAAGCACCUGGCCUUUCACUUCCCUGGCCUGCCCUUUCCUCCUCUUCCCCCAGCUCUGAAGCUUCCCCUGCCUCUGAUUCUUGCCUCCUGGCUGGUACAGGCUCACACAAACCACUGUCCCCCCUCGUGAAAAAGGGCCAUGGGUGGCACUGUGGUUUAACCACCAAAUCAUUGCGAAUUUUUGUAGAUAGAAUUCUUAGGUUGUUUUUUAAAAAAAGCAAAAAAAAGCAUAAAAUUUGAGUCUUUGUUGUUCUGGAGAUAUUAAGGAGAAUGUGUGGCUCUGUUCUGCCCAAUGGUUCGGUAAGCAAGUCUGCUCCUGCCUUCCAGCAUUCUAGUCUAGCUGCUCUGAAGUGUAAUUGGCCAUUGAAGAAGGAGAGCGAUUGCUUGUUCCUCAUUGAGAAGAACCAUAGCAGGAAGUUAUGUGGUGUUCGAUAGCAGUCCUCUAGACUAACAAUAUCUGCACAUGAUUAAAGUUGAAAGAUGCAUGAGUGUAAUGCAGUCUGGGACUCAGAUGGUUAAACUGAAGAGCGGGGCCAAAGGACUUGUGCGCCUUUUUUACCUCGAUGAACACAGGACCUGCAUCCGAUGGAGGCCAUCCAGGAAAAGCGAAAAAGCAAAAAUCAUAAUUGAUUCCAUCUACAAAGUGACUGAAGGACGGCAGUCGGAAAUAUUCCAUCGCCAUGCUGAAGGCAACUUUGACCCGAGCUGCUGCUUCACCAUUUACCACGGCAACCAUAUGGAGUCACUGGAUCUGAUCACCUCCAACCCAGAGGAAGCUCGCACCUGGAUCACCGGCUUGAAGUACCUGAUGGCUGGGAUCAGCGAUGAGGACUCUCUUGCCAAGCGACAGAGAACACACGAUCAUUGGGUGAAGCAGACCUUUCAGGAAGCAGACAAGAAUGGCGAUGGCUUGCUGAAUAUUGAAGAGAUUCACCAGUUGAUGCAUAAACUGAACGUCAACCUGCCCCGGAGGAAAGUAAGACAAAUGUUUCAGGAGGCCGACACCGAUGAGAACCAGGGAACCUUGACCUUUGAAGAGUUUUCUGUGUUUUACAAGAUGAUGUCAUUAAGGCGCGACCUCUACUUACUGCUUUUGAGCUAUAGUGACAAGAAAGACCACCUCACUGUCGAGGAAUUUGCUCAGUUUCUGAAAGUGGAACAAAAGAUGAGCAAUGUGACGACCGAGUAUUGUCUGGACAUCAUAAGGAAAUUUGAGGUUUCGGAAGAAAACAAGACCAAAAAUGUUCUGGGUAUAGAAGGCUUCACAAACUUCAUGCGGAGUCCCACCUGUGACGUGUUCAACCCGCUUCACGGUGAGGUGAACCAGGAUAUGGAUCAACCCCUUUGCAAUUACUACAUUGCUUCUUCUCACAACACGUACCUAACUGGUGACCAGCUUCUGUCUCAGUCUAAAGUCGAGAUGUACGCCCGAGUUCUUCAAGAUGGCUGCCGAUGUCUUGAAGUUGACUGCUGGGAUGGUCCUGAUGGGGAGCCAGUUGUGCAUCAUGGCUAUACUCUUACAUCCAAAAUACUUUUUAAAGAUGUAGUGGAAGCCAUCAACAAAAAUGCCUUUGUUAAGAAUGAAUUUCCAAUUAUAUUGUCUAUCGAAAACCACUGCAGUAUUCAACAGCAAAAGAAAAUUGCCCAAUACCUCAAGGAGAUUUUCGGUGACAAGCUGGACUUGACUUCGGUGAGCGUGGGGGAUUCUAAGCAGCUUCCAAGCCCUCAGAGUUUGAAAGGCAAAAUCCUAGUCAAGGGUAAAAAGCUCCCGUAUAGUCUUGGAGCGGAUGCUGAAGAAGGAGAGGUUUCUGAUGAAGACAGCGCUGAUGAAAUUGAAGAUGAUUGCAAGUUAAAGGUUUCUUACAGUAAUGGCACCACUGAGCACCAGGUGGAAUCUUUUAUAAGGAAGAAACUUGAAUCCUUGCUAAAGGAGUCUCAGAUCAGGGACAAAGAAGACCCCGACAGCUUCACGGUGAGAGCACUCUUAAAAGCAACACACGAAGGUUUAAAUGUAAACUUCAAACAGAACUCGGAUGUAAAAGAUACUGGCAAGAAAUCCCACAGUAGACUAAUGAGCAAUUUUGGUAAACACAAGAAGACGGCAAAACCAAGGCCCAAAUCUCAUAGCACAUCUGAUGAUGAAGAUUCUCAACAAAAUUGUUCUGGGAAGGAACCUGGACAGCUAUACAGCAGGUUGGGUCGGCGGAGAAAAACGAUGAAGCUGUGUCGCGAUCUUUCUGAUUUAGUGGUGUACACCAAUUCUGUAGCAGCUCAAGACAUAGUUGAUGAUGGAUCUGUGGGGAAUGUGUUAUCCUUCAGCGAGUCGAGAGCACACCAGGUGGUGCAACAGAAGGCCGAGCAGUUUAUGCUUUAUAACCAGAAGCAGCUCACCAGAAUCUACCCAUCUGCAUAUCGGAUUGACUCCAGCAACUUCAACCCUUUGGCGUAUUGGAACGUGGGCUGCCAGCUAGUGGCGUUAAACUAUCAGUCUGAUGGGCGUGUGAUGCAGUUGAACCAAGCCAAGUUCAGGAUGAAUGGCAACUGUGGAUACGUCCUGAAACCCCAGCAGAUGUGCAAAGGGACGUUCAAUCCUUAUUCUACAGAUCCACUGCCUGCUUUCCCUAAGAAGCAACUUCUCCUCAAAAUCAUCAGUGGACAGCAGCUACCGAAACCUCCGGACUCAGUGUUAGGAGACAGAGGCGAGAUAAUCGAUCCAUUUGUUGAGGUGGAAAUUAUUGGGUUACCGGCAGACUGCUGCAAAGACCAGACCAGGGUGGUGGAUGACAAUGGGUUUAAUCCUGUCUGGGAAGAAACUCUCACUUUCAACAUCCACAUGCCCGAGAUAGCAUUGGUUCGCUUUCUUGUUUGGGAUCAUGAUCCAAUCGGCCGAGACUUUGUUGGACAAAGGACUGUCGCCUUCAGCAGCCUUAUGCCCGGCUACCGUCAUGUUUAUUUGGAGGGACUGACUGAAGCCUCUAUAUUUGUUCAUGUAACAAUCAAUGAAAUUUAUGGAAAGAACAAGCAACUGAUAGGGCUCCGAGGGCUCUUUCACAAGAACCCCAAGCAUAAUUCCGUGGAAAACAGCGCUAAUUAUAUUCGGAAAAGGUCGAUUGGGGAACGUAUUCUCCGGCGCACUGCCAGCGCGCCAGCAAAGGGCAGGAAGAAGAGCAAAAUGGGCUUUCAAGAAGUGACUGAGCUUAAGGAGAGUGUGUCUGAGGCAACCAAUUUGAAAGAGAAGGAAGGAAUCCUGAGGCGUACGAGUAGAAGCUUGCAGGCACGUCCCAUCUCCAUGCCGGUUGACAAAUACCUUCUGGUGGGCUUGCCAUCAACAGAUCAGGAGGCACCUCCUGUUGCUGACACCACCAAAACCGAAAAUACUUCUGCAAAAAGUAAAAAAGCUACCAAAGAGGACCAAGCACACCUGAAAGAAGCAGUCACCUCCUCUUCUCCUGAGAAAGAUUUCUCAUUUGCAAAGUUUGCAUCUCCAUUUAAAAGAGAGGCCAUCGAAGCUGGCAUUUAUGUGAGCUCACCUGUGUAUGAAAAGCCGGAAACCCUAGACUUUGCCAUUGGGAUAGCUGAAACCUAUUUCUCCACCGAGUAUUGGAAAAGUAAUCUUUCCAGCGAGUCUGUUCAACCAAAGGAGGAACUUGAAAGGGACAAGAAUGAAGGUAUAUGUUGCAUGGGUCAAAAGGUCGAUGAUGCUCUAUUUUGCAAAGAGAGAGAACUAGUAGCUGGAAAUUCUCUUUCUCCAGGACAACAAGAAGUAACUAGCAUUAGAUCUCAUGCAGUAGUAAAUAGUACUAUAACCAAUUCCCCACUACCUGAUGUAUCUUCACCUACCUGUAGUGAUGUCCGUGACUUUCAUUCCAUACCAGCCAUACAAGAUAGUGACAUUUCUCAUCUGAUCAGUGAGGUCUCUUUAACAGACGAGAGUGAUGUGGGCAGUUCUGUCUCAGCACUGAUAGGACAGUUUGAUGUCACAAAUGACCAGACUAAGUUGACUGUUGUUCCAAGUCCUCCUGGAAUUAGCAAAAAGAUUGACAAUAGGAAGCCUGCACAUGUACCACAGAUGUCUCCAAGUGAUCAGAAUACAUCUUUUGACCACAAGUCUCCUAGUGUAAUGCCAAAAAUUACUAUGAUAUCAACCCCUCAGACAACAGAGUGUUCACUGUACACAAUUAUCCAUGAGGCUUCGCUUUCUCCAGCCUCUCACCAAGCAUCAAUUGGCAAACCUCCUUGCAAGGACACAACGUAUGUUGAAGAAGAUACUUGUCCGGUGUUUUCUUGCAUUUCACCUGGGCUAAAUGCAAGCACUAAAAGGAAGUGUGGAGCCAACUGGAACUCUCUUAGCAAUAGCAACUCUUGCAUCUCUGACAACUCAGAUUUGGAACAUACAAUAGUUGUCCCUUUCACUUGUGUAAAUUCUACAGGCAGCAGCCUAAUGGAAGUUGAUGGAGAGCUGCAGGACCUAUUGAUAACUGCCUAUGAAUAUAAGAGAGAAGAUAUGAGCCAAGUUGCUUCUCCUCUGAAACUUAAGCAUAAUCAGGACACUCUGUACUAUGACAGUUCAGUCUGCAGAAACCUAACUAGUGAGGAUCUCUCCAACACCAACCUACUUGAAGACUUCAAGUUCAGGAGCAAGAAGAAUCAAUAUCUUCCUUACCCAGAACAUCAGUGUGUUGAUCUUUUGUACCAAAAUUAUUUGCACAUUUCAGACACCAAAAAUGAAUGGUUAAACAUCUCUCCUACAGGUAACAUGGAGAACUCUCCUGCUCUUAAGCAUUCUCUGCCUUCUCCCUCAGCUCAAAAACAACCAAGUCCUUGUAAAUCCAAGAGCCUUGGAGACUUAACAUCAGAAGACAUCUCGUGCAAUUUUGAAAGCAAGUACAAGUAUAUCAGCAGAGGUUUCAUUACAUCUGGCAUGAGAGACAAGAUGGUGACGGCUCUGAAGGCUAAGAGACCACAGGCUACAGAUUCCCUGACGGAACAGUUACGAAAGCUAGUGUCCUUUGAUCAGGAGGACAGCAGCUGCCAGUCAUUUUGUAACAAGCAGGAUGACGAUUGCCCUAAAAUGUUGGUCAGAAAACUGUCGUCCAGGAGUCAGAGCAGAGUGAGAAACAUUGCUAGUCGUGCCAGGGAGCGACAAGAAGCCAAUAAGCAGAAACUUUCUAAUGCUAGCAGUAAUGUAGCAGACAUAGUCCUUAGAAAUAAGCCUCUUGUCCCUCCUCACAUUAUCAAUAGACAUUCCACUGGCUCUUACAUAGCAAGCUAUCUGGAUAACUUCAAUACAGACAAUCUGGUGGACCGAGGGGUUCCGGAGGGUGCAUGCACAUCAUUGCGCUAUGCGUACCAUGACCGGUUUUAUACAGAUGACUCUCUUUUAGAGGCCAAGCCAAGCGAAGACGAUAAACCAGAAAUCUAUUUUCUCCUGAGACUGUAAAUUGUAUAAAUGUACAUCUCCAUUGUUUACAAGCUUUCUCACAGAAUGAAGGAUGACCCGUAAGCAACGUAGCCAUUAGCAUUUAAAUGACUCGGAAAUGUAUUCUUUUCGCUACUGUUUGAGCCUUGUCAUGAAUUAAUGUGUCCAUUGCCAUUUACAGUUGAUGUAAAUAGAUGUUGUAAAACUUUAUGUACUUGGUCUUUUCCCUCAUUUUUUAAAGGAAUUAUACACAAAAAAAUGUUGUUUGCAUGACAUAAAAUGCAAGAGGUCCUGAUGUCUUGUAUUUGAAAUGCUUGUACAAUAGAAUUUGGUAUGGCUAUUGAUUACCACAAAAUGCUGCACUCAAUACAAUGUUUCUUCCCUCUUUUGCCUCUCUCAUUUAGCUACUUCUAAGGAAUUUUAGAGUAUUUUAUUAUCUCCACGAUGUUCCCUCCUUUGAACCUAAUCACACAGCUUUUUAAUUGAUACCAUUCUCAUCAAAGAAAUUAAAUACACCUAUAUUUAUUAGAGUGUGAUCAUGGUAAUAGUAAGCACACUGAGGCGGUGCUGUUUUACGCUAGUAAAAGGGAUGAUGGGGACACACAUUUUUAAUUCCAAAUGUUGAAACAAAGGUUUUGAAUUUUCAAGUACAAAUUUCAGAUUUGGGGGAGGAAAAAGUAAAGGUAGCAAACUUAAAGCCUCACUUCAUUGGCAGAAGGGAAAGAAAGCUUAAAUGACAGUGACAUGUCUUAAAAUACACAUUAGGAUGUGAAGUUUGGGUUUCAGGAUUUCAGGAUUUUGUGUGUGGAGGGGUGAGAAAUGGCCUCAGUCAUACUACCAUUUGUGCUUUCAAAGCACUGGCCUGCUUCUCUUGUGCUGAGACUCUACUGAGUAUGCACAUGAGGAAUAAUAUACCCCUGACUCUGAAGGGAACGGAGCAAGCAUUGUCCCCAAGAAGUUCUGCAAUGUUUAUGGACCCCCACUUGUCUCUUGAAUCAUGUGUUCUGUUUGCUAUCUUUGUUUCAAUCUACACUUCAGAUCUGUCUACAAUUGCUGACUUUUUACAUUGGGGUGGCUAACUUCUGGAGUUGUUGUUGCUGAACUACAACUCUCAUCAUCCCUGAUAAUUGACCAUACUGGCUGAGACUCAUGAGAGUGGUAGUUCAGCAACAUCUGGAAGGCUACUGGUUGUCCACCUUUGUUUUACAUGAACCGAGAAUCAUGUUGAUUUGUUUCACGUGUCUGUAUCUCAGCAUUGGAUAUCUGCCUGUUUUGAAACCAACACAGUUGAUUAAACAUCUUCCUACCCUUUGGGUGCAUAUCCUCUUAAGUAUUAUAUAGGUUCACUCUUUCCACAUUGGUUGCCUGGCUGUGUAAACUAAGUGGAAUCUGAUCUCAUGGAACUACAGAGUUUAAAUCCUGCCCAGUCAUACAUAGUUAAUUAAAUACUAGGGGUUUUCUAAGGGUAUCGCCAAGUUCCAAAAUAUCGUGCUUGUAUUUGUGACUAGAUAAACAGUACUGCAGCAGCAUCUAGUGACAGAAACCAAACACUGGAUGAUCAGGAAAAGGGGGAGCAGCUGCAUCCCAUUCAAACAUUCCUUGAAACUUUCCAUUUUUGAAACUUGCAUGCAAAACUUGGGUGAUCCAAGCACAGAGGCCCAGUGCAGAUGUAACAUUCCUGAUCCUCUGAUCAUGGUGUGUCAUUGACUUUCUUCCUUUCUGUGUGAUUUCCCGCCUUCUCUUCUGUGUUUUCCUUUGACCAUGACGUGAUAUUUCAUUUCUAUCAGAUGUAGCCAUGGUUAACAUCAAGAUUACCCAUGUCACCAGUGUUUGGAAUCAGGGUUGGUGGGUUUUCCAAACCCAGGUUUCAAUGGAAUCUAGCUCAUGUUAACCAUGGUUUAAAUUGAUGCAGUUGCAACAAUUGUGUUGCUUUACUCAACUAUGUAAAGUUUUUUUU